AUGGAGCAUGCCUUCCAACAAGGGCGGCGCAUUUUUCAGCAGCAGACUGGUGAUCUCCCGCAGCCCAAGGACACCGACCAGCUACUGCAGACCUACCUGCUGGCAGCAAAGCAGAUCCCAUCGGUAGAUCCACCAAGGUUCAUUCCAUCACCCAGGAUUCUGAGGCCACCAUCGCCAUUCCCGCUGCAUACAGCAGCAGCAGCAGCAGCAGCACCACCACGCUCCAUUUCGCCUUCGCCAGUGCGGCGCUCCGUGUCGCCUUUGCCUGCGGGUGGAAGGUAUCAUGUUGUUAAUCAGACACAAACGGCCCUUUCGGAAGCACCUUCAACGAUACCAUUGCAGCCCUUGAGAACGUAUUUGGCUCAGCCUCCCCAGUCUCCACAGCCGGAAACCAGGCCGAUGAUGCCAAGUGUGGUGCCAUUGGCCCAAACGACUCAGGCGACAAACCGAAUGCAGGCACCCCCAAACAUGAGCAUCCCGAUGCCCCACAUCUCAACACCAAGCCGUGCAAGCCAGCGUGACUUUGCAACACCGGGCAGUGUGACUUGGCACCAGGGGCAUGCCGACUCACAACCCAGAGACCUGAGACCAAGGCGAAUGGCCCUGUCACCAUCACCGGUACGAUCUGCUUCACCGACUCCUUACGGGGACAACCCAGUCAUGCCCUUUCGCCCAUGUGUACCACUCCAAGUACCAGGAGCGGUCCCUGUUUACGCACCAGCACCACUUCCCCAAGAGCGGGUCCGGCCGGGGAAUGAGAAUUGGAAGGACUCCUCCAUCUCGCAGUUCUCCACACCCAUCAGGGAGUCCUUGACACAAAGUGUGCAUCCCAAUAUGGCCAAGGAGCACAUGGGAGAGAUGUUGAACACCCUUUGGAGACGAACAUCGACCUUCGCGGAGGAAUGCAGCCGCUGGAACCAUGAACUGGAGCAAAGACACCGCGAGGCCCAGGAGCUCGCCAGCACCAUCCAGCGGCUUUCGGAGCAAUUGGCUGCUCCAACCUCACAACUAAGCCAGGGGCGUGAUGGCCUCCAACCUGAUGGCGAUGGCCUCCAACCUAGGAGCUCGCAACUAAACCAGGGGCCGCCAGCGCCCGAGAUCUCACCGCAGACCUCGCCGCGGCCACCGUCGCGUCCUUCGCCCCUGGCGUCGGAGCCCGGCUUGCGACCGGUGGCGGCGAUUCAGGAGGCGACCGGCCUCAUCAUGCCAGAGCGAGCGGUGGAGCAGACGUCAGAGAUCGAUGCGGAGGUGGCACCCGAAGAAUCUGAAGAGACCACAGAGUGGCAAGCAAGUCCCGUCGAAGCGCUCGAUGCUGAAAGUGUGGACUUGAAUGCAACAGAGGCGCCUCCCGCACCCGAUAGUGGCUGGGGAAGUGGCAGCAUUGCAACAGAGUCCACGGCCAAGGUGCUGCUCGAUGAGCCCGAGGAGGGUGAGCUUUUUGAGAAAGUUCGCACCGCCUUGUCGCGUGUGGUUGGGGCAGAUGCCGCCGCAGAUGGGCUGCAAGACCCAGCCUCCAUCGUUCCACCUGCUGGAUGGGAAGAAUCACGUCCCCCACCAGACCCCAUGUCUCCUCCUACAAUUUCAGUUGGAUCCACUGUGACUCAGGGGGAGCAUGCCCUGUCCUCCGAGUCUGCCUGGGUCGGAGGCCAUGAGGAUGAAGAGGCCAUCGCCUUCCCGGAGAACCUGGAAGACUUAGUGAAGCUGCUGCCGAACCGGCUGGGUCCAGAGGAUCCAGAGCAAGCGCAGCAGGCGCAGCAGGCGCAUCAGGCGGAGCAGCAGCGACCGUCUCCGGUCACCGAGGUCGACUCAGCAGGACUGACCUGGGAGAGUCUGGAGCUGAUCGACCGAGCCACUGCCCAGAGUACACAGAAACCAUUGAAGAGAUCAAUUCCAACCAAGUCGGAACCCCGGCUGCCCAUCCAGGCGAAGCAGGCUCCAAAGCUGAGCCACUCCAAGGUCGAGGACGCCUGCCAAAAGCCCAAGUCCUCAGUCCUUCUUGCGAAGCCUCUCAAGGCCACGCAGCAAGGCGGCUUUGCCUGCAUCCUCUCGCUGAUGUGGCUUCGACUGCAGGGGCCCCCAGCGCACAGGUACAAGAUCAUUGCUGGGCAAGCUGCAUCAGAGCUCAUCACCAAGCCCAACAUUGAUGGCUUCCUGGUGGGUGGCGCCUCUCUGAAGCCCACUUUCAUGGAGAUCGUCUCCAAGGUGGGGCCUUCAAAGAUGGUUGACAUGUGGCCCAAAUUCGAGGAGAAGAUGAAGAAGGAGGGCUUGAACGACACUGCCAUCGCCGCCUUCAAGUACACUUAUGGUAGCUCGGAAUGUUCUAUGCGCCUCGUUUUUUGCCACUGUGCGUCCUUGUUUCUGGCGCUGAUGCAUGGGCCCCAGGGGCAGUGUGUUGACGUGCAAGAAGCGUGGGAGAGGUGCGAUGUGAUGAUUCCGGAGAGCAAGCUGGAUCCGGUGGAGAAGUUGCCAGAGCCUCCUGGACAAGAUGGAAAGGAGUGCUGUUGGCCAGGGCACAGGUAUGAGAAGCUGAGAGAGAAGCCAGACCCCAGGCUCUUGAAGAAGACUCUCAUCCUUAAGCUGAAUGGCGGAUUGGGUACAGGUAUGGGCCUUGAGAAGGCCAAGUCCCUGCUGCCCGUCACACAAGGCUUCACCUUUUUGGAUCUGAUUGCAAAGCAAGUCGCUUCCAUGCGAAAAGAGUUCAAGACCGAUCUCAAGUUCAUGCUGAUGAACUCUUUCUCAACCUCCCAGGACACCUUGGAAGCGCUUUCAAAGUACCCUGAUUUGGGAACAGGAUCUGAUUUGGAGUUCGUGCAGAACAAGGCGCCCAAGGUCACGGCCAGCGACAUGAGCCCUGCCGAGUGGUCAGCAGAUUCCAGCCACGAGUGGUGCCCGCCAGGGCACGGAGAUCUCUACCCAGCCAUGCUCGGGAGCGGGACCUUAGAGAAGUUGCUGAAGAAAGGUUACAGAUACAUGUUCGUCUCCAACUCGGACAACUUGGGUGCUACCAUGGACCUCAAGAUCCUCACACACUUCGUUCAAUCAGGGGCACCCUUCAUGAUGGAAGUGGCCGAGCGGACAGAUGCGGACAAGAAGGGUGGCCAUUUGGCCAAGGACAAAGCUGGAGGUCUCCUCUUGCGAGAAUCGGCCCAGUGCCCGGAGGAGGAUGAGAAGGAGUUCCAAAACGUGGGGAAGUACAAGUUCUUCAACACCAACAACCUGUGGGUCGACCUGGCAGCCUUGAAACGAGAGUUCCGGCGAAAUGAUGGUGCCCUGCCUUUGCCCGUGAUGAAGAAUGGCAAGACGGUGGAUCCCCGGGACAAGGCCUCCACCAAAGUCUUGCAGUUGGAGACCGCCAUGGGCGCAGCGAUCCAGUGCUUUGAAGGCGCCAGCGCUUUGGUGAUCCCACGCUCGCGCUUCGCGCCGGUGAAGACCACCAACGACCUGCUUGCCCUUCGCUCUGAUGCCUACAAGCUUACAGAGGACUUUACCAUCGUUUUGGCGCCUGAGCGUGAUGGUGUGCCUCCUGAAGUGAAGUUGGACGGCAUGUACAAGUUCACCGAUGCCAUGGAGAAGCUGAUUCCCAACGGCCCACCAUCCUUGCUUCAUUGCAAGAAGUUGGUCGUGGAAGGACCCAAGCUUUGUAUGUAG
Molecule: messenger RNA, 3648 nt
Organism: Durusdinium trenchii
Lineage: Eukaryota; Dinophyceae; Suessiales; Symbiodiniaceae
Source: the annotation of a GenBank genome assembly